AACAUGUCUUCAUUUACCUUCUUCCUUGUGAUCGCGGGCUUCCUAGCUGUGGUACAGACUACAUACGGACAGUGUCUCGGUAACUAUCCAUUGAAUGGAUUUGGUAAUUACGAUAAUGGUUACGGUCGUCUUGGCUAUGGAUCUAACCUGGGCUAUGGUUUGCCUGGUGAAGCUAUCGGAGCGUAUGGUGGAGAAGGUAUUGGUGAUUUGGAUGUUGCCGGUGAGCUAGCGGUUGCGGGUACUACCGCUGUGGCUGGGCAGGUGCCAAUACUAGGCGCCGUGCAAUUCGGAGGUGAAGUGCCGGCCGCAGGCACGGUUACCAUUGCCGGUAGAUGUGGUUGCGAUUGCAAUGGUACUCCAAUGUUUUAA
Papilio xuthus (Asian swallowtail) is the source of this 369-nucleotide messenger RNA. Its product is annotated as chorion class A protein PC292-like. The coding region runs from base 4 to 369 and encodes 121 amino acids. The record is from RefSeq and is a predicted model, not a curated record. NCBI's taxonomy places the organism in Eukaryota, Metazoa, Arthropoda, Insecta, Lepidoptera, Papilionidae. The transcript is spliced from 2 exons.